CGGCCCGGCACUAAACUCCAUCCUUCAAACAUGGGACAAGCAGAGGCAAAACCCGAACCCGGUCUGCUGUCAAGAGGACGGCUCCGGAAAAGGAUAAAAGAGCACAUUCGAGGUAAGAGUGCUGGAAGGAGUGGGGCACUGCAGCUUGUUCUAGUCGGCCCAAAAGGCUCUGGGAAGAGUUCAGCAGGAAACAGCAUCCUGGGUAAAAAGGCAUUUAAAACGGGAACUGCCACACUUACCUGCCAGACCGAGAAAUGUGAGAUAGGGUCCCGUGCUUUGACACUAGUGGACACACCUGGCCUGACCGGCAAAGAAACCUCCGACCUGGAGGUGAUGAGGAUCAUCAGGAAAGCAUGUCAAGAUCUCCUAGAAUUGCCAGUCGUAUUCCUGUUGGUGCUGCCUUUAGAGUGGAACAUGAAAAAGUCAGAGGACAGUCAACACAUGCUCAGACAUGCACUUGGCAAAGUUUCAGUGGACCAUUUGAUGGUCCUUGUCACCCACACAGAUCAGGUCGAGCAGGAUGGGUCAGAGGAGGAAAGCAUCCUACGGAAAGGAGGACCUUUGCAGUUUACCGUGAGUCAAUGCAGCGGAUGGUUCCACCUGUUCAGCAUGGCCAAGAGCGAUGGUACCCAAGUCUUAGAGCUGGUGGACAAACUUGACAAGAUGAUGCAGGAGGGCAAGAAAACCCAAGAGCUUGAUGCCAGUUCAGAAGAACAAAUUGCAGAAUCCCCAAAAGCAUCAGACCAACUCAAGGGUACAAACCAAGAAGGUCAGGCAAAGAAGAAAACGCCAAGGCCAGAUCCUCACUCACUUGAGGAAGAUAAAAGAAUGGGUAGAGAGAGAACAGGAGGGAUUUACUCAGUCAGAAAGAACCUACAACAACUGGAAGAUCAGAUGAAGAGUAAGAGAGAGGAGGAAGAGGAGCUGAUGAGGAGCCGAAAUUUAGAGUACAAAGCGCAGCUGCAGAAAAUAAGAGAGGAAAUAGUAACUUUAAAGGCAUGAUUAUUAGGCAUUGAUAUCUUUCAAUCAUAUCAUUCAAUCAAAGUCUGAGAACAGGACCAAGAAAUGCUCAUGUCAGCUGGAUCUAUACAGUGGUACGCAAAGGUUUGAACAGGCCCAGGCAAAUGACACUGUUUGUUGAUUUUCCAAGUGAAAAUAAGUUAACGCAUGCUUUACAGGGAACACACUGCGAUACGAAUUUUUCUGCUAAU
This is a messenger RNA of Pygocentrus nattereri (red-bellied piranha), 1211 nucleotides long. Its product is annotated as GTPase IMAP family member 8-like. The transcript has 3 exons. Gene Ontology annotation, molecular function: GTP binding. The record is from RefSeq and is a predicted model, not a curated record. NCBI's taxonomy places the organism in Eukaryota, Metazoa, Chordata, Actinopteri, Characiformes, Serrasalmidae. The coding region runs from base 31 to 1002 and encodes 323 amino acids.